UCUUCCCCCCCCCCAACUUUCAAUGCCAGAAAACACCCAUUGCCUAUGGGAAGCUGGCCAAUGCCCCCCCCAGCCACCUGCCUGAGGUCAGCAGCAGCGUCAUGCCAGCAGGUGCCCCCUUUCUCUGGGGGGGGCGGCCAGGACGCGGGCAGAGCCAGCCCAGCCCCCCCUCUCUCCUAGCCUCUCCUCCCCCAGCCUGCUGAUGUGAGCUCCGGCUUGUCCUUCCCUUUCUCCUUGUCCUCCUCCUCCUCCUCUUCCUCCCUGCGUGGUGUGUGUGUCCCCCCCCACCCCUUUCAAGCUUCAUGCCCCCCUGAAGAACAUGGAGGUGGUGGGAGAUUUUGAAUACAGCAAGAAAGACCUCAUCGGGCAUGGGGCUUUCGCCGUGGUCUUUAAGGGUCGGCACCGCAAGAAAACGGACUGGGAAGUGGCCAUAAAGAGCAUUAACAAAAAGAACUUGUCGAAGUCGCAGCUCCUCCUUGGGAAGGAGAUAAAAAUUUUGAAGGAACUGCAACAUGAAAACAUUGUGGCCCUGUAUGAUGUCCAGGAAAUGCCCAACUCUGUCUUUCUUGUAAUGGAGUAUUGCAAUGGUGGAGACCUAGCCGAUUAUUUGCAAGCCAAAGGGACGCUCAGCGAGGAUACCAUCCGGGUCUUCCUGCAGCAGAUCGCGGCUGCCAUGCGCGUUCUCCACGGCAAAGGCAUCAUCCACAGGGACCUGAAGCCGCAGAACAUCCUGCUGUCGUACGCCAGUCGCAGGAAGUCGAACGUCAGCGGCAUCCGCGUCAAGAUAGCUGACUUUGGGUUUGCCCGUUACCUCCAGAGCAACAUGAUGGCGGCUACUCUCUGCGGUUCCCCGAUGUAUAUGGCCCCAGAAGUGAUCAUGUCGCAGCAUUACGAUGCUAAAGCCGACCUGUGGAGUAUAGGCACCGUCAUCUACCAGUGUCUGGUUGGGAAGCCACCCUUUCAGGCGAAUAGUCCUCAGGAUCUGCGAAUGUUUUACGAGAAGAACAGAAACCUCAUCCCGAGCAUCCCCAGGGAAACCUCAGCCUACUUGUCCGAUUUGCUUCUGAACUUGCUUCAGAGAAACCAGAAAGACAGAAUGGACUUCGAAGCUUUCUUCAAUCACCCGUUCCUGGAUCAAGUUUCGACGGUCAAAAAAUCUUGUCCUGUACCUGUUCCGGCACCUGCUGGGUCGGUCUCUGGCGGAUCCUGUGGUAGCUCUCCCUCCUGCCGGUUUGCUUCUCCUCCAUCCCUUCCAGAUAUGCAACACAUCCAGGAAGACAACCUGUCUUCUCCUCCCUUGGGGCCUCCGAAUUACCUUCAGGUGUCCAAAGACUCUGCCAGCACCAGUAGCAAGAAUUCCUCCUGCGACACCGAUGACUUUGUCCUGGUUCCGCACAACAUCUCUUCCGACCAGUUGUAUGAUCUCCCCUUGGCAACCGUGGGCCGGAGAGCUUCGAGCGAGUUCCUCAUGUGCGGAGGGCAGUGCCAGCCUUCUGUCUCCCCCCGGAGCGAAACGGCGCCCAUCCCAGUCCCUACUCAGCUACGGAACUACCAGCUCAUAGAGCAGAACCUGACGUCGGCCACCAGCCCGGGGUCAAACCCUCACGGGUCACCAAGAUCUGGGGCAGUGCGACGGUCAAACACCAGUCCUUUGGGCUUCCUCAAGACCGGCUCCAGCUCCCCGGUGCCGGCUGACACUGUCCAGACCGUUGGCCGCAGACUGUCCACAGGCUCUUCGAGGCCAUAUUCCCCUUCGCCACUAGUUGGUACCAUACCUGAGCAACUUGGGCAUUGCUGUUGUGGUCAGCUGCAAGGGCAUGAAAUAAGGGGCCGAAGCUCUUCAGGUUCCUCAGCGACGCAGUCCCAGUCUCCCCAGUCCCUCCUGUUGACAGGAGCCCGACUGCAAAACACGCCCACCCUGACGGACAUUUACCAGAACAAGCAGAAGCUUCGGAAGCAGCACUCAGACCCCAUCUGCCCAUCCCACGCAGGCUGCAGCUAUGGCCAUUCGCCCCAGCCCACCCGGCCGGUCAGUCUGGGGACAUCCCCCACCAAACACAUGGGGUCAUCUCCACGGAGCUCGGACUGGCCGUUCAAAACUCCCCUGCCGACCAUCAUUGGCUCUCCCACCAAGGCGACGGCGCCCUUCAAAAUACCGAAGACCCAAGCCUCUUCCAACUUGGUGGGCCUGGUCAGUCGGCAGGCACCCUCGGACCUCUUGCUGCCUCAGCAGAAGGACCUGGGGGAGGCCAGAGAGCUCACACCUUUCCACGCCGCGCAGAGUGGUGAAAAGCAACACGGCAAGGCAGCCUUUGGCAGGAGAACAAACACAUCAGGGCAAAAUCCAGAGAUCCACCUGCAUCUGAAAGACAAAGUUGGCUCUAACAGCUCCGGAGGCUCCCUGUGUUCUACCAGUGGCCGGAUCCUGAUGGGCUCCCCACCCGGGAUUUAUAUGGGUUCCUCCCCUCCUGGAGCCGAGGCAGCCCCUUGUUUGAAGUACAUGCCUUACGGCGCCUCACCUCCCAGCUUUGAAGCUCCAGAACUGCCUGAAGAAACUUUGAUGGAGAGGGAGCACACGGACACCCUGCGCCACUUGAACUUGAUGCUGGCGUUCACGGAGUGCGUGCUGGACCUGACAGCCGUCCGGAGCGGCAACCCGGAGCUCUGCAACUCCGCCGUCUCCCUCUACCAGAUCCAGGAGAGCGUUGUGGUGGAUCAAAUCAGCCAGCUAAGCAAAGACUGGGGGCAAGUGGAACAGCUGGUCCUGUACAUGAAGGCGGCCCAGCUCCUGGCUUCAUCCUUACACCUGGCCAAAGCACAGAUCAAAUCGGCCAAGCUGAAUCUCUCGACUGCGGUGAAACAAGUUGUCAAAAACCUGAACGAGAGGUACAAAUUCUGCAUCGCCAUGUGCAAGAAGCUGACCGAAAAGCUGAACCAGUUUUUCUCAGAUAAGCAGCGCUUCGUCGAUGAAAUUAACAGCGUCACGGCCGAAAAGCUCAUCUACAGUUGCGCGGUGGAAAUGGUCCAGUAUUAUUUUCCUUCGCUUUGUUUUUCAGAUAAAGCUAGUAUCGAACGGAGACUCUCAGCUCUGUGUUGCAACGCCGUCGCCGUCUAUGAAUAGACUUCCCCCUGUUCUACUCCCCGGAGGACCACUCAGCGUAGCCAAAAUCUGGGCAUUUCCCAUCCCAAAGGAAAGCUGGCUUCUAUCAAAGGAAGAAGAAGAAGAAGAAAAACAGUUUGUGAAACGGGAGGUGGAAAAAAAUGCAAAUAAUGUCGGGGAGAAAAAAAAAAUGUCCUUAGACAAACCAUCUUUUGUUUCACAGCCAGGCGGGAAAGACUCUUGGUAUAAAUUUCCACCGCUAUUUGGAUCUUAGCAAGCAACGAUUCGCCAUCUUCGUAGAUUACGAGAGCGCGGAGUGCCUCCUUCUCUGGAGAGAUGACACGCACGCGCCCCAAAUUUUGGUUCCCGCUUCGGGAAACGGACGGGAUGUUUGCCUUGCGGAACAAAACCCGAACGAAGGCGGCGACGUCGUUCGCUCUGGACUUCCGUCCCGCGAAGCUUUUCAGCCGGGCGUUGGCGUGGCGAAGUCUCUUCCAACCAUCAGGAUAAAUUUUGCAAAAAAAAAUAAAUUAACUCGAGAAGGCAAAACGACAGACCUUUUUAGCAGGUCGAUCGUAGACGUACGAGCUUAAUGUUCUUCCCGAUCCCUCUCGCCCGGAUACUUUAUAUUGCACUAAUUUACUAAAACUGUGUAUACAGAAAAGGCACAACUUAUCCAUUCUUCCUGGCCGGGCAGAGAAGGGGGAACGAUAAUUCAUUAUUGACUCUUGUUGGGGUGCAGGAGAGACACCCCCACCCCCCAAAAAAAAUAAUCAUUGCAAAAAAAAAAAUACCCCCUCGAACUUCAAACCUCUGCAGCUUCUUAGGAGACGUUUCAAAGUUGUGUCGAUGUGUGUCGUCAGGUGAAUUCUUUGGUUUUGACAGCCCUUUUUUUAAUCUUAAUACUUGAGUAAUACUCUAGAGCGGCAUUUUUCUCAACCUCAAACUUUUGAAGAGAUGCGGAUUUCCAACUCUCCAGAAUUCCCCUAUUUAUCCGGCUGGGGAAUUCUGGGAGCUGGAAGUCUACACACACACGUCUUGGCAUUGGUCAGAUUUGAGAGAGAGAAAAAAACUGACUUUCGGUAACAUUCUGGCUUGGGUUUCCCGCCCUCUCCUAUAUCCUGGCUUGUUUGGUUGCUUAAUUCUUCUGUUGCAUGCCAAGUUGUGUCUCUCCCUGAGGAAAAAGAAAGAAAGAAAAAAGACACAACUGCCACCUGGAUGGAACAGGGUGCUUCUGUAGCAGAGGCGUUUCUUAAAUAUAUAUAUAUAUAUAUAGCAUUAAGAAUUAAUUAUAAUCAGGUUUAUCUGGAGCAGCUUUUGAGGGCGUCUGUCCUGUUGUCCGCCUCCACCCCCUCUGCUCGACUCAAAAAAAAUGUUAUUUUACAAACGGAAUUUUUGUAGUUGGUCCUCUUUUAACUUUUAGAGGCUUUCUUACUGCCUAUCACUUGAAAAAGAGGAGCCGGGGUGGGUGGGGGGAAUAAGCUUGUUUAUAAUGGAAUCAUUUCAAUCCCUUCUUUUUUUUUCUUUAAAAGAACAGUCAAAACCUCCUUGGAUGGAAGUUGAUUGGCAUUUAAGAACCGUCGGAUUUUAUGGAGGGUGAAGAACAUGAGUUUCGUGCAGUUUUUUUUUUUUUCCUUCUCUCCUUUUCCCCGUCUUUUAAUUUUGUUUUCCUUUGACAAAAGUAAUGUACUUUUUCCUUUUAUUUAUCAGUACAGACAAUUUCGGAAGUUCAUUUGAAAGUGUGCUCUCUCUCUCUCUCUCCUUCUUUUAAUUUAUACAACGUUUGUAUUUUUAAAUCUUUAAUACGGUGUUUCUACGACUACCUCUCCUUUGUAACUGCAUGCGUUUAAUUCUCGACCCGUUAGUGUACUAACUGAAGAGGG
This is a messenger RNA of Pseudonaja textilis, 4983 nucleotides long. The record is from RefSeq and is a predicted model, not a curated record. Lineage: Eukaryota; Metazoa; Chordata; Lepidosauria; Squamata; Elapidae.